This is a messenger RNA of Aspergillus luchuensis, 381 nucleotides long. RefSeq lists its product as uncharacterized. The transcript is spliced from 2 exons. The coding region runs from base 1 to 381 and encodes 126 amino acids. The record is from RefSeq and is a predicted model, not a curated record. Lineage: Eukaryota; Fungi; Ascomycota; Eurotiomycetes; Eurotiales; Aspergillaceae.
AUGAUGGCGUGGUACUCCCUCCUCCCGCCUACCCUCUCCUACAUCGAAAGCUCGGUAGUGCACAUCUUCAUAUUCCUCGGCUUCGUUACUAUCUUCCCCUGGGCGGCGCUUCUCAUCUUCGAUAUAUGUCUGUAUACGGGGCGCAUGUUGACGUUCGAAUUACCGGUCGUGGGAGGUCGAGCUCGCGGGAAGCAGCGGCCAAGGGCGCCGAGUUUGAAUGAGCGGCCGGAUGGACAGCCUCGAGUACUGGUGGGGUUGAGUGGGAAUACAAGUGGUGGCGGUGUUGGUGGCAGUGGACGGGAGGAGAAGGGGGUAGAAGGGAUGACGAGGAGGGUGGUUGCUCAGGUGGAGGUUAAUGGUGGAGGUCAUGGUGGGGAUUGA